Polyodon spathula (Mississippi paddlefish) is the source of this 2416-nucleotide messenger RNA. RefSeq names its product stimulator of interferon response cGAMP interactor 1 (gene sting1). The record is from RefSeq and is a predicted model, not a curated record. NCBI's taxonomy places the organism in Eukaryota, Metazoa, Chordata, Actinopteri, Acipenseriformes, Polyodontidae. The transcript is spliced from 8 exons. Gene Ontology annotation, cellular component: endoplasmic reticulum membrane; autophagosome. Gene Ontology annotation, biological process: positive regulation of type I interferon production; autophagosome assembly; defense response to virus. Bases 925 to 2037 code for a protein of 370 amino acids. Gene Ontology annotation, molecular function: cyclic-di-GMP binding; 2',3'-cyclic GMP-AMP binding.
CUUUCUGACUACUUGCGCAGAUGAUCAGAUUCAUUGUUAGUCCUACUAUAAGUUAUUUUAUUUUUAACAGAUCUUGCAAGAGUCUUGUAAAGAGCACAUAAGCAUAAAUGACAGUGCAGCAAAGGAUAGCGCAGAGGUUAACAUAGAGGACACUACUGAAUCAGAAUAAUUUCCUCCAGCAGCGCAGUGAGGGUGUAGAAAGAUGUCAGAUAGCAGUCCAAAUACCGAAAUAGAGAUUGUCUUACACAAGCGUGAGUAAGAGUACAAUUUAACACAAUAAUAAAAGAGUCACAUUUUGUAGAGGUACUUUCAUAAAAACAAGAUACUACCAUAAUUCACAAUCAGGGCACUUCCUGAGUUGCAGACAUCAGUAUUGGCACCCCCUGUCUGAACUCAGAUAAUGUACCUGCAAUCUUUACUAGUACUUGCCAAGAUGAAUGAGUGUUCAAUAAAUGUUUUUUGCAAACACUUGCUAGCUCCCUGCAUAGCCAUGCUGCUUCUGUUGCACUUCCCUUCCCCUGCACGUCAUAUAGCAACAGGAGGAGUUCCACAGCAACCACUUAAGAACACUUCCUGCUUACCAAAACGCCAGUUUAAAACUUAAAAUAAUGCUGCUUUCCAGCAACCUUUUGAGUAAAACUGCAUUGGUGUUUGUCCUGGGGCUGUGUAAACUAGUUAUUUUUAUUAGCUUUACAAAUCACUGGAAGGACACUUUAAAUAUAUACUGUAAACAGAGUGCAGAGUGCGGGCAGCAACAAAUAAUUUUGUGAAGCAGUUACCCCUUGCUAUUGGACGUAGCUUGUACAUUCUCAAAAACAUUUGUGCAGUGCUGCCUAACGUACCAGCCUCUCUCUGACAAAGUGGUUAAUACUGUGCAGGUGCAUGUGAUCAAAGAACAGACAGAAUUACAAUCCAGGUGCAAAGAUGCAAGUCCACCCAGACAACCCAGAGAUCCCUCAACCCCGCGGGCCGCUGGCAAGAUACUCUGCGAUCUGCUUUGGGAUUUUGCUUUCAGUUUUUGCUUUGAUUGUUCAAACUGAUGAUAUUUUUCAUUGUUUUGCUGUUCCUGGAUUGAUCUUUUCAUUUUGUGGAAUUUUAAAAGGUGUUUGUCACCUGUCAGAGGAAAUAGUCUUUCAGUUCAGACCAAGGUACAGAAGCAGUUUAAUAGAAGUUUUGAAGGCAUGUUUCAGUUGGAAAAAUGUCUGUGUUGCAGUCUUUCUGUGUUUUGUCUCCAUCAAACUUGAAGAUUGGAUUUGUAUUCUCACAGCAUGCGCCUGUUUCAUGCUAUUCACGGGGUCACAAUUUUGGAGCCCAACGGCAGUGGAAAUCUCGACAAUAUGUGAGAACAGAAAGAUGAAUGUUGCUCAUGGCUUGGCCUGGUCUUUUUACAUAGGAUAUUUAAAACUGGUUCUGCCAAAACUGAAGGACUCCAUCCAGAUUUUCUGUGACAAAAAUAAGAAUUCAAUUUUAAAGUGCAAGGAUACAUGGAAGCUCCACAUUCUAAUGCCUCUGAGCUGCACAAUCCCAGACAAGUUGGAAGAUGAAGAUUCUAACAUAGUAUUCCUAGAAAAUCUUCCAGACAUUGUGAUUGACCGGGCGGGUGUUAGAACAAGAGUUUACAAGCACAGCCUCUAUGCGAUUUAUGAUGAUGCUAAACGGCCUCAUCACUGUGUGCUGGAGUAUGCCACACCUCUGCUGUCCUUGUAUGGGAUGUCUAACGAGUCGUUGGCAGAAUUCAGCAGAGAGGACCGUCUGGAACAGGCCAAGCUGUUCUACAGGACUCUGAAAGACAUUCUGGACAACUCACGAGACUGCAGGAACAGCUACCGCUUCAUUAUGUAUGAUGACUCCCAGGCCGCGGGGGAUCCUCACUUCCUUUCGAAGGAAAUUCUGAAACACCUCCAGCAGCAGGAGAAGGAGGAGUACUCCCUGAGCGAAGGCUCGGAGGUGCAGACUGACCAGCACGAGGCCAUGUCUCAAGACCCCACGUUAAUGAUCAGCAACGAAGCACCGCGCUCACUGUUGUCUCACUUCUAACACUGUAUUCAGUAAACACUAAGGAUAACAAAAACACUGUAAACUGGUUUAAUAAUUACAGCUUCCUAGAGCUUCAGGUCUAACAAGUCACGUAGACCAACCUUUCAGCUGGUAAUCGGCACCCUGACCUGAGAAUGGCGAUGUUUUUUCUGGAGCUUGGCUGAAUGUAAAAGUGAGGAAGUCUUUUGAGUAACCACACUUAAAUGUCAGUUUGUUCAGCCUUAGGUGGAAUGUGUAGGUUGUGGCAGUUUAUAGUAUUCUUAUUAAUGAGAAAGCAUUUUUCUUAUUUCUUAUUUGUUUUGACUUUUUUAAGAAAUAAGUAAAAUCAGCUGUUUUCAAAAUAUGCAAAAUAAAAAAAUAAAGAAAGUGUUUCUGAUAA